Messenger RNA from Cylindrotheca closterium, 1284 nucleotides. Lineage: Eukaryota; Bacillariophyta; Bacillariophyceae; Bacillariales; Bacillariaceae. The record is from the annotation of a GenBank genome assembly.
AUGGUAGUAUCCGAUACCAAACUUUUGUACCGCUACAACCAUGCUGAUUUUACUAUCAAGACUAUCUACUGUGAUGGUGAAUUUAGACCAGUUUUUGAUGAUGUUAAAGAUGAGAUGAAUGUUGAUAUGAAUUAUCCAAGCCGGGGGGAACACAACCCCACAGCGAAACGAAACAAACAACAUAUCAAGGCGUUGUUCCGUGUCCAAUACCAUCACAUGCCAUAUAAGGCCCUUCCAAGGAUUAUUACUGAAGCUAUUGCAAAACAAAUGGCACAGACUUCCAACUUUUAUCCCGCCAAAGGGGGUAUUUUGGCCUAUUACAGUCCUCAUAUGAUUUUGUUGCGACGCCAAGUUGAUUACUCGAAAGAAUUUGUUGCUGAACUUGGGUCGUAUGUCCAUGGUUAUGGACAUGAUACUCGCAGUGAUCAUCGGUCACGCACUAUUGAAGCGAUUUACUUGGGACCAGCUGAUAAUAUGCAAAAGGGUCACAAGCUAUAUGAUUUGAACACGAAGAGAGAGGUUACUAGGCCUCAAAUUACGGUGCUCCCAAUCACUGAUCAAGUGAUCAAAUUGGUUGAAGUCCAUGCUGCUGAGGAAGGCCUUACAGAUUUACGAACCUAUUCCAGGCACAAUGGAGAAAUAAUUUUGGAUGCUGAUCUGCUUGCAGGAGUGGACCCAGAUGAACUGUGGGACGAAGACUAUGUACCUGCAGAUAUUGAGAUUCCACCAGUGAAUGACAUGAAUUUGCGCAAGAAUGAUGCAAUCACAGAUGAAGAACUCGAAGAACUAAUCGAGGAUGCAGCCAAAGAUAUAUUGGAAUCUAGAAAAAUUGAGGAUAAGAGACAACAUGAAUAUGAUUGGGCAGAUAGAACUGUCGACCGCAUGCUGCAACGAAUUAAGAGACGUCAAGAAGAAGACAAUGAAGACGAUAUUGAAAUGGAUAUCGAUGAUGACAAAUUAAAAGAUAUGAUUGAUGAAGUAGCCCAUGAGUUGGAUAGAUUGAGCCAACCGAUUGAAGAAGAAAUAAUGUUCAACGUUGAAGAUGAAGAUGAUGACUAUGAGGGUGAAUUUGAUGCGGAAGAAAUACAAGAACUGCAAGAAGCAGAAGACAAUCCGCAAGUAUAUCCUGACAAAGAAGAUGAUGUUUGUUCAGGAGUGAGGUUUGAAGAAGUCCCCAUGUUGAGUACAACAGAUGAUUCAAAUAAAGACAAAACAAGGGGAACACAAAGUGGACAAUCAUUUUAUUCAAACGGGGUCAAGUAUCGACCCACAGAUAGGAAUUGA